Molecule: messenger RNA, 734 nt
Organism: [Candida] anglica
Lineage: Eukaryota; Fungi; Ascomycota; Pichiomycetes; Serinales; Debaryomycetaceae
Source: the annotation of a GenBank genome assembly
AAUUUUAAUUUAAUCUUAUAAUUAAUACAAAUAUUAAUAAUAAAAUUAAUAAAUUCCAAAAUGUUCCGUCAAUUAGCCUUACGUCAAUCAAAUAUCGCCACCAGAGCAAUUGCUGCAAGAAAUGUUCAAAUUUCAAGAAUUCAACAAUAUUCUGUUGUUGGUAGUGCAAAGGCAGUUUUAGAAAAGGUGAAUAAGAAGACAGGUGAAGUUCUUGCAGAUGGUAUGGAUAAGGCUGAAAAGGCUGUUCCAGAUGUUACCGUUGGUGAAGCCAUUUCCAAGGCCAACAAGAAGGCUGGUGAGGUAUUGGCCGAUGGUAUGGAAACUGUUGAACAAGCAGUUCCAAACACCAAGGCUGAAGCUAAAGCACAAGCUAACGACGUUGCUGAUACCGCAUCCACGAAGGCUCAAAAGGCUGGUUCUAAGGUUAAGGGUGCUGCUGAAUCUGCCGCUGAUGAUGCCGCUGAAGUUGCCGGAACUGCCAAGCAAGAAGCUAAUAAAUUCGUAGCUAAGGGUAAGGAAACUGGUCAUAAGGUUAAGGAGCAAGCCAAGCAAGUUGCCGAUGAUGCAGCUCAAACCAAAAAUGAAAAGGAAAUUAAGGAAGAUAUCCUUAGAAAGUAAAGAUAAUCAAUUGGCAUCUUUUUGCAGGUCAAAAAUUAAAAGAAAGUAUCAAGUUUAAAUCUUUAUAUGUAACUUGUAUAAGGAAAGAAAAAUAAAACCAACUAAAAAAUAAAUCA